Adelges cooleyi (spruce gall adelgid) is the source of this 2323-nucleotide messenger RNA. RefSeq lists its product as uncharacterized. The record is from RefSeq and is a predicted model, not a curated record. The coding region runs from base 283 to 2289 and encodes 668 amino acids. Gene Ontology annotation, cellular component: ribonucleoprotein complex. The transcript has 11 exons. Gene Ontology annotation, molecular function: RNA binding. Lineage: Eukaryota; Metazoa; Arthropoda; Insecta; Hemiptera; Adelgidae.
UAAGAACUCGAAAUCGAAAAAUUGUUCAAGAUUACAUCAAGAUUUUCAAGAAAUCUUUUUCGCGGUAUACAAUGAUACAUAUCGGAUUUUUCCUUCUUCUUGAACUUCUUGAAAAUCGUGUAUCCAUACCAUAGACGCGUACCAAAGUCUAAUCCAGAUACGAAUAGAUCAUAGACACCUUUAUAGUUCCGAAGCUCAGUCUAUAAUCCAUGUAUAUUAUUUUGAUAUAAGCUGCUGGUCUAUACUCUGUGCAAGUUUAUUAUUGCCAUAAAUUGAGUGAAUAUGUCAUCAUACUCAUUAAUUGAGUAUAAAUUGCGCCGGUUCUUUUAUUUGGGACAUGAACAUUCUAUUUAUGUUCCUCCACCAAUUCGGCAAAAGUUUUGGACUAAAAUUCACUAUGAAUGUUAUAUAGGUGUAAAAUUAAUUGGAAAAAUUGUGAAGAAAAACAAACCUGAUGAAAUUGAUUCUAUUGUUCCAAUCAUUUUAAAGGUUCAUAAAGAAGGCAAACUUUACAAUGAAGAACACUUAAUCCUUUCUUUGGCUAUUUGUGCUAAAUCAAGUAUAAAUAAAUCUUGUGUGAAAAUGGUAAAGGCGGCUUAUGAUGCUUUUCCAUUAAUUUGUACUGAUGGCAUGAAAUUCCUAAUGUUUACCUACUUUAGUAAAGUCGCUAUAGAUAUUCUUUACGAACAAGGUUUUUUAUCUAAAAAAUUAUCUGGUUUUGGAAGAGGGUUUCGUAAGGCCUUGAUUAAAUGGUAUUUAAAUGAAGAUCCUUUAAAAACCAUUGAAAAAAUCACAAUAAAUCAGAAAUUUGAGGGAUGGACCCAUAAAGAUUUAAUGAAACUCAUUCAUAUUCAUUCAUCUAAUCCAAAUCAUCAAAUAUAUAUUAUUUACACACUUCAUGGGAUGGAAAAGGUUGAGGAAAUAUUUAAACCUAAACUAAUUGCAGUUGCAAAUGAAAGUGACUGUGAAAAACGUGAGCGAAAUGAAUUAACAUUUAUAUACAAUUACUUAAAACAAAUACAUAAUUUACAAUAUUUGAAUGUUGAGAAUUUAUACAAAGAUAUUAAACUGAACAAAUUGGGUGGACAAUUAAUUAAUACUGAAGCUAUGCUAAAUGAUAAUGAAAUUAUUUCUUCACUUAUAAUGCAUAUGCCGCUUAGAUCACUAUUGGAAUGCACUUUUAAUUUAUCUAAAAGGAAGUUAUUUAUAAAUAGACCUCCUCAUGACGUAUUAUGGCAUUACAUUUUAAGAUUUAACGACAUAAAAGAUUUGGAAAAAGAACAAAUACAUCCUAUAGAGUCGUUCAUUCAAUAUGCUAGAUAUAGCAGGACUGGUCCAAAUAUUGUACAAUUACAAAAUAACUUAACAAAAAAACAAGAAAAUGGAAGCACUAGCAUACCUGAAAACAAAUUGAAAGUAAUUGUUCAGUCAAAGCAAAGGGAAAAUAAUCAAGCUGCACCAUCAAAACAGGGUUCCGUUUCGAAUAGCAGGUCUAAUUCCAAAUCUAGUGUAGACAAGAAAAUUGAACUAAAGUCAUCAAAAUCUGAUAAAAAAAAACCUACUGUAGAAUCAAUUAUGUCAAAGGAGAAUCAAACCAAUCAAAUUGGAACUAUUACAUUGUUAAAGCCACCCCCACAAGUAUUACAACCAAUAGUAGAGCUGCUAUCUAAAGAUUUAAUAAAUAGAACUCUAGAAUUAUUACAACCUACAAGAAGUCGUAUUUUAAUAGCAUAUGAUUGUCGGCCAUAUAUUAAACUUAAAAGAUGUGCUUAUACACGUUUAAUACACAUUCAUGAAGCUAUUACAUUGAUAACAUUGUCUUUAAUUGGGCAUGAAAAAUCACUUAACAAAAAACCCUUUAUAACAUGUUUAGAUGACAUUGGGAAAAUAAAUGAUCCAGUUGAAAUUCCUGAAGACAAAUAUCUAACUUAUGAAGAUUUAAAGAGUAUUUUGUAUAAACCACCUGUUGAACCUUUAGAUACUGACAAUAAGGAUACUACUGUAAAACCUGUGCACCCUAUGACUGUGAUAGAUGGGGCUAAAGAAAAAAAUAUGGAAUAUGAUGUAUUUGUAUUUUUAGGAACUAAUAAUAUGCAUUUAUUAAACAUAAAAAAAUCAAUGAGUGAAUACAGUAAAUUCUUGAAAAAGCCAGUGAAAGUUAUAGUAUGUUGCCUUAAUGGUAAGCAUAGUCAACAAAGUAAUCUUGGAAGAGGCAAUAUGUUGUAUAUUGUGGGUUUUGAUAAGUAUGUCGGUAAAAUAAUUGCAUCAUUUAUAAAUGGAGAAUUUUAAAAUUUUAUGUUUGAAUAUAUAUUUUUUAAAAAGU